UUUUUUUUAUUGCAUAUACUUGUAUUUGUAGGUAUACUUAUUAUCCUGAAAAUAUAAAAAAAAAAUAAAAAAGGAAAAAAAAAUCAUGUCAUGAAUAUUUUCGGUUUUUAUAAAAUUUUAUGAAAAAUAUAUCUUUUAAUUAUCUAAAAAAAGAAUAAGUUAAUUUUUAGUAAUAAAAACGAAAAAUAAUAAAAAAAAAAAAACAAAAAAUAAGGAUAAUUGCGCAAAACACAUACAUACACACCGGAUAGAUUUAAUGCGAAAAAAAAGUGUAAACGUUGAAUUUUUACUGUCAAUUCUAACGAAGGACUAAAAUUUUAUACGCUGUUUUAUGUAUUUUUCUUUUUUAUUUUUACAUUUAAAGUGGAUAAAAUUCGUUCGAUAGGAUAUAAUUUACAACGUUCAUAUAUCAUAGAAUUUAUAGACGAUUGAUUUAUUAAAUUUGGCACAAAAACUCAUCGAUUAAACUGCAUAGUACAUAUUUCACAAGAUAAUUCAUUACGAUUUUGCAUUAAAAGGAUUUUAAAAACGACAAAUUAUGGGUGAAUUAGAUGAUAAAGAAACUCCACCUCCAUCUGAAAAUCAAACAACUACUGAAUCACAUCAUGAAUCAGAAGAACCUAAGGAAACUGACAAAAUGUUAGAUAUGAAAUCAGAUGACGACAAAAAGAAGAAAUCUAGUGAUAAUUUACAAUCUGCCAAUGAUAAUAAAACUGCCCCAUCAUUAAUAAAAUCUUCAACGCCAGAAAACAAAACUAAAGGAAUCGUUAAUGGAGAGGAAAUUAUUAAUAUCCCUGAAAUUGAAACUAAGGGUACAGAAGGUGGUCGUGAUGGUGGAGGAGAUGACGGAGGCGGUGGAGAUGAUCUCAAUGAUAGUAAAAAAGUUUCAAAAUUGUCUAAGGAAGAUCGCGAGGUUAAACCAAAAAAAAUUCCAAUUGGUGGCAUAAAAAUGCCUGGAUUUUUCACAAAAAUCAAACCACGCGGCGAAGGCGAUGGUGCCGAUGGUGAAUUAUUAGAGAAAGAUAAGGAAACUGAUGAUAAUAAAGAAAACGAAGAGAAACCAAAAGUUGAAGAAAAGAAACCAACAUUUGGCGAUAGAAUUCGUAAUUUCUUUUCUAAAAAACCGAAAAACGAUGAUGUUGAAAAAGCAACUUCGCCAAAUACUGAAGCAAAAACUGAUGAUACACAACAAGCACCAAAAAAGGGACUUUUAAAUGCUAUUAAGCUUCCAAUUGCGAACAUGAUUCCAAAAAAAAAGACUGAAGAUGAUGUUGAAAUGGGAACAGGACCAGGUACGAAGGCUGGAUUAGCAUCAAUGGAGACCUUAGAUGAUUCAUUAAAGGACGCUGAUACUGUUGACAAAGUACCGAUUUCAAAUGAUGACGGUGUUGAUAAAUUAAAAGGAAGCCAGGAAAUUAAACAAAAUGAUGAUAAAGCUAAUGAAGAUGAAGUAUGUGAACAUGUACCACUUAUAGAUAGAAUAAGAGCAUAUAAAUGUUCAAUUGAUGAUAUUUUAAUAGCUAUAGGUGCCCUUCUAUUUAUAAUAUUGUUAAUUGUUAUUGGUGUUGUUCUGUCUUAUGAAAAAAUAACUCAAGCACCAAUUCGUGAAGGUAAAUUUAUAGAUGCUAGUACAAGUUGUGGUAUGGUUGAAGGAUUAAUAGAAGAUAAUACAUAUAUAUUCCGUGGUAUACCAUAUGCUCUUCCUCCGGUUGGUGAAUUGAGAUUCAAAUCAGCACAAUUAAUCACAGAUGUUAAAAAUUGCUGGAAUGGAACUUUAAAGGCACAUAAUGAAACAGAUAUAUGUGCACAAGUCUUAAAUAAUGGAACAAAAAUUGGUGAAGAGGACUGUUUAACAUUAGAAAUUGUUACACCACAUGUAAGAUACGAUAACCCAGUUCCGAUUGUUGUAUUAAUAGGAGUCGAAUCAUUAAUGGGUGGUACUCCAACUGAAUUGAAACUGACUCCACAAGUAGCUAAAAAGGAAGAUGUUAUUUUUGUACGACCAAAUUUUCGAGUUGGACCACUUGGCUUUUUAGCUUUAAAUGUUUUAACGAAAGACACUUAUCCUCAAACUUCUGGUAAUUAUGGUCUUUCGGACAUAAUUGCUGCUUUAAAAUGGAUACAAUUAAAUAUUCACCAUUUUGGUGGUGAUAAGAAUCAAGUAACUCUUCUCGGACAUCAAGCUGGAGGGACUUUAGUUACAGCUUUGGUAACAUCACGUGAAGCAAAAAAUCUAUUUUCUAGAGCUUGGGUUUCAUCUGGUGGAUCAAGAUUCCCUGGAAUUUCAUUAAAGGAAGCGGAGCGAAAAAAUGAACAAUACAUGAGUCAAAUAGAAUGUCAAGACGUUGAUUGCUUAAGAGAUGCCUCUGUGGAACAAAUAUUAGAUGCUACGCCUGACAUCUGGAGACAACACCCAGCCGAUUUACCAAAUAAUGAUGAAGAUAACACGGAAAUUCAUGAAUGGCUUGUAUUAGAUGGAAUCAUUUUGCAAAAAAAUCCAGAAGAUGUUUGGAAAGAACCAUCAGAACAAGGUCAAGACCCUAAAAAACCAAAAUUAGUACUUGGAACAACAGCACACACUAGCCAUAAUAAAUUUCUUUAUAAUAAAUAUACAAAUUGGACUGAAGAUGAAGUUCGUAGACAUGUUGAACAAAGUAAAUUUGGUUUCUUAAAUUUAACAGAUGAAGUAUUAAAUAGUUAUAAUGCCACCUAUAAAGGAUUAAUAUCGAUGGUAUCUGAUAUUAGAACGAUAUGCCCAUUAUAUACAAUUGCUGUAAAACAACAACCAUUUGUACCUUUUUAUGUUGUUCAUCAACCAAAUAAUGAAAUUGGUUUAGCAAAUGUAAAUGCAGAUAUUGAAGCUAUUUUAGGAAGUACAGAAGAUGUUCAAAAUGAAAAUAUUAAAACACCAGAAGAGAAACGUUAUAGUGAAACAAUACGUAAUAUGUUUUAUAAAUAUAUACAACAUGGAACAUUAGAUACACAUCAAGCAAAUAAAAUAAUUAAAAUUGGUCAAGAAUUAACAACAUCAUCUGAAUAUUCACAUUGUAAUUAUUGGAUACAAAAGGAUAUUGUACCACGAUAUGCUCGAAUGGAUUAGGUUUAAACAAAAAAAAAAAAAAUAAAUAUUAAAAUUAUGUGUUUUUUUUUUUUUUUUAAA
Messenger RNA from Condylostylus longicornis, 3160 nucleotides. It is a transcript of the gene Nrt, whose product is annotated as neurotactin. The transcript is spliced from 7 exons. NCBI's taxonomy places the organism in Eukaryota, Metazoa, Arthropoda, Insecta, Diptera, Dolichopodidae. The coding region runs from base 539 to 3100 and encodes 853 amino acids. The record is from RefSeq and is a predicted model, not a curated record.